Molecule: messenger RNA, 931 nt
Organism: Tricharina praecox
Lineage: Eukaryota; Fungi; Ascomycota; Pezizomycetes; Pezizales; Pyronemataceae
Exons: 1
Coding region: 499-816 (105 amino acids)
Source: RefSeq, a predicted model, not a curated record
CGUGAUAAAGGGAUCGUUUCAUUGCUAUGUACCUAUUCUACAGACUGAGAACUCUAAGAUCACGACGAACCGGCAAACAUACGGCGUAUCAUCGCGAAAGACGUCCUCAUGGCAUUCUCGACCUCGGUGGCCGAUCAGUCCGCAAUGCGCGAGGAUAAGGUAGUUCUGGUUCUUUCUAGCAGCAGGAACAGCAGCGGUAGACUUCACUGGGUUGAGCAGUUGGUAUAGUACCUGGUAGGAGUGAAGUGUGAAGGACGGCUUGAUUCUCACCAAACCGCGCAUGCCGAAGUGAUAGAUACCAACGUCACGACGAGGGACCCGGGGUGAGAAGCUUCUAAAGUCGGCAUCGAAGCCUGGUGGGCCCGGAUAUCCGAACCACUUCACCGGUUCGAUCGCAGCAGUUUAUCAUGGCACGUUUCGUCCACGGAAGAGCUAUAUCUCUGCUCCGAGGUCGUUCGCUCACUCGUUCGUUCUCCGGUGGUGGUGGUGAGGGUGGGGAUGGUUGUGGUGGUCGUGAUGGCGGGCAGUGUACUUGCAUGUAGGGCAGUGCUUGCUGGUGGCGUCGCCGUUUGCUGGUUUGCUUGCUUGUUGCAGCACAACAUAUAUGCCUCGUAUGUACGCCUCAAGUAUACAAUAUGUGCACUUGCGUGCGAUUUGCGCGAAGAUUCCAGGCUCGAUUUGAUGGUAAACUCGUGGGAUAGGUUGAAAGGCUGUGAUAUCGGCGUGGAGAGGAGUGCAGUAAUGCUGAGUCGGGGACGAGAGUUUCUUCUGCCGUUGGUUGGUCAACACCGGUAUUUCGGUUCUGGUGGCUCGUAAGGGGGAGGUGUCUGGUGGAAGCCGUUGUCGUUGGACGGAUAGAUGCAGGACGUGGCUGAUGAGGAGUUACGAGAAGUGAGAGGGAGCAGAGAAGCUCGGUGCAAGGGGCCGAAAG